GAUGGAUCGUUCGGAAACCGAUUGCGAACUGCAGGCUCGUAAUGCUGGAACUGGAAGGUAGAUAGUGAUCUUCGGAUCUUUCUUGGAAUCUUUGAGGGGGCCGAGGGGUGGGGGUUUGGCGAGGGACUUUCGGCAUUCGGUGCUUCAGAUGGCUGCUUGCGAAAUCUUCAACAAAAUUUCCAGUUUAACAAGACAGAGAAGCGGUACUACCUACAUUCAAACUCACGCCUCAAUAUUUGAGUUCAAUUAAGAGAAAGCAUGGGAAAUUCAGAUGAGUCAAGUGUACCAUUUCUCGCUGAUCUGGAAAACGAAUACACAGGGACUGAGAAAUCUCAUAUUUCACCCCUAGAUAAUCCUAGAAUCACGAAAUGCUCAAAAAAGCAGACUUGUUUCUGGAUAUCAUGUAUGGUUGUCGUUACGCUGCUUACAAACACCGCAACAUAUCUCACCACACAUCAACCUCUCAGAAAUCUAGACAACGUGUGUGCUAAGCAUACAAGUCAAACUUGGAGCCCCAUACUCGAUAAUAUUGACAUUGAAUACGAAACUGUUCGAUUCAAUGGUUCGCUGUUUACCAACACUAUAUACAGAGAAGAACCGAGUCCGGAAGUUGAUGAAGCAUGGCACAACCUUGGAACGAAAUAUAAAGCAAUAAUCAUCCCACCAGAAGAUGCUUCCAAAGCAGGAAUAUCACUUGAUCAUUUCCGAGUAGAUGAGAAAGAUGGAGGUCCUGGUUAUCCUGCUAUAGUUGAGGUAAUGCAUCAAUUGCAUUGUCUGAAUCUUCUCCGACAAGGACUCUAUUACAACUCUGAGUACUACCACAAUCUCGGAGAAGGGCCAUUCAAGAAUGAAGAGUAUAUCUUGAAGGCACAUAUAAGUAUGUACAUUAGCACUAGUCGGUGGAAACAAUUGCUGACAACCAUAAUAGACCACUGUCUAGACACCGUCCGCCAAAGCCUAAUGUGUUCAGCCGAUACAGGAGCACAUCCCUUUUUGUGGGCAAAGUCUGGAGAUCGUGUUCACUUAUAUCCGGACUUCAACCGUGAUCACAAAUGCAAGAAUUUUGAUGAUAUAAGGCAAUUUGCAGAGAAACAUCAAGCACCAUGGCGUGAAGACGGCCAGUUGGAUGUGCAGCCAAAAGAGGGAGAAGUUAUUUUACCAGCAAUUCCAUGAUUUUGGAACCCAUACCCCGAAGAAAAUUAACUCCAUUAGACGUACAUUAAAUCAUUGCAUCGUUUCCAUAGUGCA
This is a messenger RNA of Botrytis cinerea B05.10, 1248 nucleotides long. RefSeq lists its product as hypothetical. The transcript has 4 exons. The record is from RefSeq and is a predicted model, not a curated record. NCBI's taxonomy places the organism in Eukaryota, Fungi, Ascomycota, Leotiomycetes, Helotiales, Sclerotiniaceae. The coding region runs from base 259 to 1173 and encodes 304 amino acids. Gene Ontology annotation, biological process: mycotoxin biosynthetic process.